Messenger RNA from Cercospora beticola, 696 nucleotides. RefSeq names its product 40S ribosomal protein uS11 (gene RPS14). The record is from RefSeq and is a predicted model, not a curated record. Gene Ontology annotation, molecular function: structural constituent of ribosome. Gene Ontology annotation, biological process: translation; ribosomal small subunit assembly. Gene Ontology annotation, cellular component: ribosome; cytosolic small ribosomal subunit. Lineage: Eukaryota; Fungi; Ascomycota; Dothideomycetes; Mycosphaerellales; Mycosphaerellaceae.
CGACACUUCUGCUGUUGCUUCUCCAGCGUCAGGACAAGACAGACACAUCCAGCAAAAAUGGCACCAAAGAAGGCAGCACCGCGUGUGCAGGAAAAUGUUCAGCUCGGCCCACAGGUCCGCGAGGGCGAGCUCGUCUUCGGCGUCGCACGUAUCUUCGCCUCCUUCAACGACACCUUCGUCCACGUCACCGAUCUUUCUGGCCGCGAAACCAUCAGCCGUGUCACCGGUGGUAUGAAGGUCAAGGCCGACCGUGACGAGUCCUCUCCAUACGCUGCCAUGUUGGCUGCCCAGGACGUCGCUACCCGCUGCAAGGAGUUGGGCAUCACUGCCCUCCACGUCAAGAUCCGCGCUACCGGUGGCAACGGUACCAAGACCCCAGGUCCAGGUGCCCAGUCCGCUCUUCGUGCCCUCGCCCGUUCUGGCAUGAAGAUCGGCCGUAUUGAGGAUGUCACCCCAACCCCAUCCGACUCUACUCGGAGAAAGGGUGGUCGCCGUGGUCGUCGUCUGUGAGCGCUUUGCAUAUUAUUUGCAUGCGAUCUCGCAGCUCUUGCAUGGGACAUGGCUACGAGCAUCAUGAACAGAAAAAGGCCCAUUUGCUGGAUGUGACGCUAUCGCGGAGGACGGCAUUAAUCGCCUGGUCUCCAUGUGUGAUUUCCAUAGUCACGCAUUAUGAAAGCAAUACCUGAUUCUGGCGAA